Messenger RNA from Sinocyclocheilus grahami, 498 nucleotides. RefSeq names its product protein Hook homolog 2-like. Gene Ontology annotation, biological process: cytoplasmic microtubule organization; cytoskeleton-dependent intracellular transport. Lineage: Eukaryota; Metazoa; Chordata; Actinopteri; Cypriniformes; Cyprinidae. Gene Ontology annotation, cellular component: cytoplasm; centrosome. The coding region runs from base 166 to 498 and encodes 110 amino acids. Gene Ontology annotation, molecular function: microtubule binding; dynein light intermediate chain binding. The record is from RefSeq and is a predicted model, not a curated record. The transcript has 5 exons.
CAAAGUCUGAUCUGUCUGUGUGUCACUGCUCUGUUUCUUUCCCGACAGUCGUCGCUGUUAAAGAAGAAGCUGGAGGAGCAUCUAGAGAAGCUCCAUGAGGCUCAUUCUGACCUGCAGAAGAAACGAGACGUGAUUGAUGAUCUAGAGCCGCAUGUGGACAGUAACAUGGCGAAGAAGAUCGAUGAGCUGCAGGAGAUCCUGAAGAAGAAGGAUGAAGACAUGAGACGAAUGGAGGAGAGAUGCAAGAGAUACGUGGAGAAAGCUCGCACCGUCAUAAAGACUCUGGACCCCAAGCAGAAGUCUAACGCGGUUCCUGCUGAAGUUCAUGUGCUGAAGAGCCAGCUGACGGAGAAAGACAGAAAGAUGCAGCAUCUGGAGCAUGAUUUCGAGAGGACGCGCGCCAGACGCGACCAGGAGGAGAAGCUCAUCAUCUCAUUAAUGAUGUUUUUAAUGCUGUGCGAUAGGUUUGGGUGUUGUUCAGGGUUACGGUGCAUGUGA